CGACUAACACCACCUGAAUGGCUCUUCCCCUCUCCUCCAGAACCUACCUCCUCCUCCUUCGAUCAACGUCCACCGCUCCGUCGUCUCGGCUAUUCUACGCCCGCCCUCAGUCCACUCUGCCAUCGCCGCCUAAUCACGCCGACCUUGCCGACGAUCAUUCCACCGACCCUUUGCUCCGUAAGCUCGAGGAUGCGAUUCACAGGAUCAUCGUCCGCCGCGCCGCACCCGAUUGGCUCCCGUUCAUUCCAGGUUCUUCCUACUGGGUCCCGCCUCAUAGAUCUACCGCCGGUAUUGCUUCCUUGGUUGAGAAACUGGCUAGUCCCUUGACCGACGAGCAGUCCCUCUCCACCACCACCAUCCACAGCUGGCCCUCCUCUGACCCUUUGUGCACACACGAUUGA
This is a messenger RNA of Mercurialis annua (annual mercury), 401 nucleotides long. RefSeq lists its product as uncharacterized. NCBI's taxonomy places the organism in Eukaryota, Viridiplantae, Streptophyta, Magnoliopsida, Malpighiales, Euphorbiaceae. The transcript has 2 exons. The record is from RefSeq and is a predicted model, not a curated record. The coding region runs from base 18 to 401 and encodes 127 amino acids.